CCUUAUCACAAGGCUGACAAGUGUCAGUUUUCAGUCUACAAAUAGUAUGUAUGUACUGCGAAUUAUAACUUCUUGAAAUUAUUUGAUAUUAAAGACAAAAUUAGUCUCGAUCACGUUCUCGAAAAAUGGAACCAGGAAUAUUAACCAAAGUUUUAAAUGAUUUUCUAACAACUGUUGAUGGAGAACUGAGUUUACAUAAAGGAGAAUAUUUUUUGAUAUAUAGUAUUGUUGACAAACACUGGUGUUAUGGAGAAUCUAGAGGCAGAACAGGAAAAUUUCCUUCAAGUCAUUUGCAUAAAAUAGAUGUACCGCAUCUAUGUGAUUCAGAAUGUUUAUUUGUCAGUACUGCCACUUUUCCAGGACAACAGGAUGGAGAUUUAUCUUUUUCUCAAGGUGUACUUAUUGUUGGAAUACAAGAUGUUGGAUCAGGAUGGUAUUUAGGACGAAUAGAUGAUAAUAAUGGUAUAUUUCCUUUGACUCAUACUUGGCAACUUGAUUCCAAGCUGUUGAAGAAAGCUUCAAAAAAACAAAGUAUAAGAAAAAGAGCAAGAAUAAAAACUAAUUUGAAAGCACAACUUGACGGUGAACUUGAUUUAGUAGAAGGUGAAAUGGUUACUGUAACGGAAGUUCUUGAUGAUGGCUGGUGCCAUGGAAUUACAGAUACUGGGAAAGAGGGAAUAUUUCCAGAAGCAUUUGUAACUUAUAUAAGUGGUGAUACUGAUCAAUUGGAUGCAACAUCUGUAGUAAAUAAGAAUUAUUUUCCUGCUACAGUAGCACAUGAUAUAAGAGAAUACCAAAAUCUUGAUGAUACUGUUACACAGCCUUGUUUCGAAGAACCAGCACCAAACUACUAUGACUUAUUUCCUCAAUACAAGUCAACUGCUUCAAACUCAGAGGAAAGCAUAGAGAAUAAUAGUAGUUUUAAUGCACUAGAUGUGAGACCUUAUGCUAUAACAUUAUAUCCAUUUAAUGCUCAAUUUCCAAACGAACUUAGUUUUGAAGCAGGGGAAGUAGUACAUCUUAUUAAACAUAUAGACUCUGAAUGGAUGGAGGGUACACUGGACAAUCAUAAAGGAAUUUUUCCUAUAUCUUAUGUUAAUAUUAUAGUAGACUGCACUGAUACUCCCAAUGAUCAAAACUUUUAUGAGCAAGAUGUAGGUAUACACGGGAUAGGCACAGAAUACAAUGCAUUAGAAUCUGGUACACAAGCAAACGUAGAAUACACCUUUAAAGCUCAAAUGGAUGGAGAUUUGAGUGUCACCGAAGGUGACACAGUUACGGUAAUUGAUAUGGCUAAUGCAGAUUGGGUAAAUGUUAAAAAUGUACACGGGAAAAUUGGUUUAUGUCCAAGGGGUUAUUUAAGUGCAUUACAUACAGAACCUCUAGAUAUUGAGCAGGAUAUAUUAGAAGACUUCGUUGUAAUAAGACAUACUGAAGUAACUCCUGAAAAAGCAGAAGAACAAAAAUCAAAAAGACUUUCAGAACCCCACAGACCUGCACCACCUGUACCAGCACCUGGCAGUAUUCCAUUACAAAAAAAUAUGGUAGAAAAUAAAGAACCAUCAUUCAUAAAUAUUAAUCAGGAAAUAGAUAUUGCCACUAAUAAUAAUGUAGACAUUGAUAGAAAAAGAGCAGAUCAAAGGCAAAAUGUUAUAUCAGAACUAGUCAUCACAGAAAAGGAAUAUGUUCGUGAUUUAAAGUUAACAUAUGAAACAUUUAACUUGUAUAAUCCAAGUUCACUCGAAUCUUUGGGUAUUGAUGUUCCUACAUUAUUUGGUAAUAUUUUUGAAGUAAUUCAAGUUGCAGAAGAAUUAUUAGAUAUGAUAUUAAAAGCUAUGAAGGGAUGUGAUGAAGAACAACAAACAGUUGGCCCCUGUUUCACAAAAAUGGCUGAGAAAUUAAAAAAUGUUUAUGUAAAAUAUUGUGGAAAUCAUGAAGCAGCAUUGAUAUUGUUGAAGAAGUAUGAAACUAAUGAAGAAAUAAUGACAGUAUUUAACAAAGGCAUUGAGACAUUACGGUGCCAAGUAGCUUGCUUUGAUAUGAGCUCUAUUCUCAUAAAACCUGUGCAAAGAAUAUUGAAGUAUCCCCUUAUUUUAUAUGAAUUGGUAAAAUGCACCGACGACAACCAUCCUGAUAAACCCACGGUCGAAGAAGCAUGGAAGGGUAUGACGGCUGUUGCGAGUCACAUUAAUGAAUAUAAACGUCGAAAAGAUUUGGUGUCUAAAUAUUUAGACAAUGAAAAUACCUUAAUCAGGAAGAUGGCCAAACUUAACAUGCACUCUGUAGCAAAAAUGUCUACUAGAUUGAGUACAAGAUUAUCUGCAAGUUUAGGAUUAACGAAUGUUGCUGUUGAUCCAGAGUUUGAGGAAAUCGAACGACAAUUCAGAUCAGUAGAAAAGUGUACAUUACAACUGACUAAAGAUGUAGAACAAUGUUUUACACAUCUAAGCGAUGAAGCUAUUUCUGGAGAAGUAAUAUCAGAUUUUCUGAUUCAAUACUAUCAAGGAACACCAAACACUGAAGCGAGAAGACUUAGAGAAAUAAGAUCAACGAUAUGGUCGCAAUUCAUUCAGGAACAGAAAGUAUGUUUAAAACGAAGAGUUCUUGCACCAACAAAUUUCUUAGCAAUAUUAUUAGAGGGACCCGCAGUAUUAAUAACAAAAAGGCACGACAAGCUACUCGACUAUGAUGCAGCCAUUUCUAAAAGUGAUUGGUACAAGGAGUCAAAAAUUGCACAGGACGAACUGACGACAGCAAAAAGUAAUUAUGAAGCUUUAACGCAACAACUAUUGGAAGAAUUACCGAUUGUGAUUGAUGCAGCAACGAAAGUACUGGUGAACUGUAUUAGCGCGUUUGCGCAAUCUAGAAAGCUUUUAUGUGGCAAAAUUACCAAGCGCUAUUUAUCUCUAUGCGAGAACUCUACUCAACUAUCAACUCAAGAUAUUUUGGAGUCAUUUUUAGUGAAUCAUAGUUUAUUGUGGAAUCAGGUAACGCGUUUUGCGUUCGCUGGGUCAAAUCCAAGAAUCGAAGAAGCAGAGUCCACAUGGUGUCCACAAAGUGAAAAGCAAAGAAACGUGCUGCGAAAUAAAUAUUCCAGUGAUAAAUUAUAUGUAGUUACAGACAAUGUAGUAAGUACAUCAUCUUUGGAUAUGGGAGCAGCUUGUGGAACUCUAGUAGCAGUGAUAAAGAAACAAGACCCAAUGGGUGAUGCAAGUCGAUGGUUCGUCGAUAAUGGAGUUGCACAAGGAUUUUUACCAUCUAAGAUAUUGCAACUUCAACAAAUACGACAACUUUCAUUAUCUAAUGAAGCUUGCUCUACCACGGAUAAUUCAAGCAUUGCAUUGACGUCAGAUUUAAUUUGCAUGGACUCUCCUAUAAAAGAACAAAAAUCAUCUCAAUCUCAUCUACAAGAAUUAUUGGAUCUAAAUAUAGAGGAAAAAGUAAAGAAGGAAGACCAUUGUUAUGACAAUGUUGAACUGAUUCCUCGAGUUCAACAGUAUCAAAAUUUGAACUACGAGUUUUAUUAUGCAGAAUACGAUUUUUCUGCCACUAUUCCUGGAACAUUGGCUAUUACUAAGGGACAAGCUCUGAGGCUUGUUAGACCUCAUGAUGAAAAGGGGAAUGAUGAAUGGUGGCUUAUGGAGGAUCGCUAUGGUAAUAAAGGAUAUGUGCCUAACAAUUAUUUAUGCGAUCCAUCCACGAAAAAAUAAUCAAAUUGCAAACAGGUCUUGAUAUCUAUUCAUCUAUUUAUUAAUUUAUUAUAUUGCAACCACUAGUGCCUGCAAUCUAGGGACAUGGAAAAUUUUUUAUUCUGACGAAAUAAUACUCUAAGCAUCUGUUAAAGGUUGAAUAUUAGUAUAGAGAAUAAUUUUACUUUAAAUGUACAAAUGUUUUGUUGGUUUCUCUUUUAUAAAAAUAUACUAUACUGUUUUUUGCUUAUAA
Megalopta genalis is the source of this 3942-nucleotide messenger RNA. RefSeq names its product rho guanine nucleotide exchange factor 38. NCBI's taxonomy places the organism in Eukaryota, Metazoa, Arthropoda, Insecta, Hymenoptera, Halictidae. Gene Ontology annotation, biological process: intracellular signal transduction. Gene Ontology annotation, cellular component: cytoplasm. The record is from RefSeq and is a predicted model, not a curated record. Gene Ontology annotation, molecular function: protein binding; guanyl-nucleotide exchange factor activity.